Messenger RNA from Gadus macrocephalus (Pacific cod), 5163 nucleotides. RefSeq names its product piggyBac transposable element-derived protein 4-like. The coding region runs from base 512 to 3025 and encodes 837 amino acids. The record is from RefSeq and is a predicted model, not a curated record. The transcript has 3 exons. NCBI's taxonomy places the organism in Eukaryota, Metazoa, Chordata, Actinopteri, Gadiformes, Gadidae.
AGUUAAAAGUAGGAAUGUCUAAGUAUCAAAUGCAUGAACCUUUUUCCAUAUUAAGUCAUUGUGCUGUGCUGUAUUGACGUUUGAGAAUGUGCUGCCGGAUCUCCGCCACCAGAUGGCGCCCGCGGGGGUGAAACCAUGAGUUAAACGUUUAGACCAGCCCACAUUUAGGGAAAAUUUAAGCUCCUCCUCGAUCUGUGAGCUGCAGUCAGGGGCACUUGGGUCAGGGACUAGUGGGUCUGGGAGGAGUCGAGUCUGAGAACGAAGGAGAGGAACGAGAGAAGAAUCAUGCGGUUCGUUCUUGUUAAAGAUUCAUUCAUUCGAACUGAUUCGGUUGCGAACGACCCAUCACUGAUGUAACCGAUUGUGUGGAUAUCGACAGCAUUGGAAGGACGACACCGCUACACAGGACUCAACGUCUGAACAUCUGGAUCAGUACCAACUCUCCUCGGCGAAGCUACAAACCUCUGACAAGCCAGCACAUCAAGUGCCAACAUUCAGCUUCUCUCAAGGGAUGUUGCCUGCCAGACAGACCACCUGGGAACAUGCUGUAGGCACACAGACUUUGCGGCCCAACUUUAAAAGUGAAGAAGACUGCGAUGCCUUUGGAGACCGCAGCUCGCAGCGCGGCGCCACCUCGGAGAGUCUGGGUGUGGACGCCCCUGGCUCCUCCCUCAUGUCCAGUCACAGCGAGGAGCUGAAGUUCCUGAGCGUCUACGUAAAAAGGGAGGGCCCACUGGCGACGGACGGCCAUGACACCCUCUUCACAGCGUCAGAAGUGGAGGCCCUGAACUCGCUGUCCGCUGACCACAGCGUGGCCAAGAGCCUGAACUGCAGCGUGCAGCUCGUCCACCUUGAGGAGCUGACUGGGCAUCGGGGCGGCCGCAAGGGCCGGCCCGGUGUCUUGUGUGGCAAGGUUUUCCCCAACGAUGCCAAUAUGAUCGUCCCCAUGAGGACCCACAACGACGAGAAGCCCUACAGGUGCGACCAAUGCAUGAAGCGCUUCCAACGGCAAUGCCUCCUGAAGCGCCACAUGAUGACUCACUUCGCGGAGAAGCCCUACAAGUGUCAUCAAUGCACAAAGCGCUUCAGUUGGAUAAGCUACCUGAAGCGCCACAUGAUGACUCACUUCGAGGAGACGCCCUACAUGUGUGACCAAUGCGCGAAACGCUUCAGCCUGAAAGGCGUCCUGAAGAUCCACAUGAGGAGGGCUCACUCUGGGAAGAAGCCCUACAGGUGUGACCUAUGCACAAAGCACUUCGAACAGCAAUGGGACCUGAAGCGCCACAUUAGGACUCAUUUCGGCGAGAAGCCCUACCAGUGUGGCAACUGCACGAAGCGCUUCAGUCGGAAAAUCAACCUGAUGCGUGGUCAGGGUCAGCAAAUAUUGGCCGAGUUACAGAGUAUUUCAGAGGGGGAAUCUGAUGGAGAAGCAGAGGAGCUGGCAUGCGAGCUAGAGAGUGAUGAUGAGAGAGCUGAUGAUGGAAGUGGCGCUGUUAAAGAAUCUGAUUCAGGUUCAGAAUCAGAACCUGAGGCGACCACAUCAAUGGAAGAGACAUCACCCUCCAUGCAAGAGAAAGCACGAGAUGGUACCAUAUGGAUUGAACAACCCCCUGGCCGUUCGAGAGGCAGAGCAACAGAGGCCAAUGUCAUGAGAGAACCUCCAGGGCCCACACCUCGCGCCAAGGAAAAUAUCACAGAUCCACUGAGCAGUUUACUGUGUUUGCUUGACACGGAAAUGUGGGAACAGAUUCUAAAGUAUACUCAGGCCGAAGCUGACCGAAACAAUGCUCAUAUGUUCAAUGCGACAAUGGACCAACUAAAAGCAUUUGUGGGUCUCGUUUAUUUGAGAGGUAUUGCCGGCGGGAAAAACCUGAAACUGGAGGACUUCUGGUCUGCUGAAAUGGGAAAUCCGGUUUUCAAGGAAACAAUGUGUCGCCAGAAUUUCAGAGAUAUCAUGCGCUAUCUGCGCUUUGAUGACAAGAGCACAAGGGCUGCCCGCCUUCUGGAGGACAAAUUUGCCAUGAUAUCAGAGACGUUUGAUCGAUUUGUGAAAAACAGCACUGCUUCUUACACGCCUGGGGAGAACAUAACAGUUGGUGAACAAUUGUUCCCCACCAAGGCGCGCUGUCGUUUCACACAGUACAUGGCAAAUAAACCGGAUAAAUUUGGCAUAAAAUUCUGGGUAGCCGCUGAUGUUGAAACCAAAUACAUGUUGAAUGCCCAUCCCUAUCUAGGGAAAGACAACAGUAGGCCAUCUGGACAGCGCUUAUCAGACAAUGUUGCGCUUCGUCUGAUGGAGCCAUUCCUGGAGAAAGGAAGAAAUGUAACGACGGAUGAUUACUUUACCUCGUUACCGCUGGCAAACACUCUUUUGGCGCACAAAACCACCAUUGUUGGCCCAAUGAAUAGAAUCAGACGAGAGAUGCCCCCGUGUACAAAGGCACAGAUGGAAAGAUUCUCCUCCAAGGUGCUGAGGGCUGGGGAAGCCACACUCACCAUUUACCAGGGAAAACCACGCAAAAACGUCAGCCUCCUCAGCACAAUGCACCAGACAGUUUCAACUGACAAGGGCCCCAAGAAAAUGCCCGAAACUGUUUCCCACUACAACAGCACUAAAUAUGGCGUUGAUGUUAUGGACCAGAUGGCACGCUUGUAUUCAGUGAAGGGAGGGACCAGGCGUUGGCCUGUAGCUGUGUUCUACAACAUCCUAGACCUGGCUGCAAUCAAUGCACACAUUCUGUACAAACAGUGCAUGGGCGUCCACAUGACCAGGAAGAGAUUUAUUCUGGAGCUUGUGAAACAGCUGUGUGCGCCUCAGAGAAUGGCCAGGACUGCGUCAUUAGUCGCAGCAUCAGUGGCACGUAGGCGACUUCUGAUUGAAACUCCUUCCCCACCUACCAAAAGGAAAAAGUGUCAAGUCGGCAGAUGUAGUGGGAACAAAACUAGUGACGUCUGUGAGUCAUGUAGGCGACUUGUCUGUGGGAAAUGCACUGAGCCUUCUAAGAUUAUCUGCUGUGAAUGUUGAUUAGACUUUGCUGAAACCGAAAGAUAAAAAAAAAGACUGCUGUCCCGAAAGACAUUUAUUUUUCAUCCAGUUCCUAGUUCAUUCAAAGUCAGCUGCAUCUUUUUGUUUUCUUUUUUUACUGACUUACUGAAUGUCAAUGUACUCUAAUAAACUCACUAUUUAUUAGAGUACAAAAUAAAUCUUGGUUACAAAAUAAAUCUUGAUGAAAUCUGAUUUCGUCAAGAUUUAUUUUGUAACCACCACUUGUAAAAAAAUAAAUAAUAAUUAUAGAAAAUUAAUAAUUCACCGUUGCUAAGUCUUUGGCGGACUAUUUCUCUGCUGAUCAACACUACGAAUGCUGGUAACAAAUAAAUUGUUAAAAGACACACCAUGUGAAGUUAUAAGCGGGAUAAUGCAUAGAAUGUCGCCGGUCAUUAUCGAAAAUAAGCCCCUUCAGGGCGAGGCAAGACACCUUCGCUGCUCGUCGGUGUCCUGUUUGCCCUGUCGGGGCUCAGUUUCCCGAUAAUGACCGGCGUUCUAUACAUUAUCAAUUACUUAUUACACGGCUCUUCUCAAUGCUGUAGACUGCUCCAUUCAGCAUGGGCCUUCCUAACAUUCAGCUGUCAAUCAUUUUUGUUUAUUACAUAGCUCUUCUCAAUGCAGUGUUUAACUGCCACAAAUAUUAUUUAUGUCAUUGUAUAUUGGUUUGUUACAAAUUUUAUUUUUGUACUGUUUAUUUUCAUGGAUAAUUAUUUUAUUUGUGUAAGACUAAGUAAGAACUUAAUUUUAACCUGUGUUGCAAGCGGGACGAAUUUGACUGUAACACGUCACUCAGGAAGUAAAGGGUGAACAAGACAGUUGUGAAGUAGGAGUAGUGUGGAAGCCUCCCAAAAUAAGUUUAAACCUUAAGUUUUUGCAGAGACAUUUACUGUUGAAUCGAUUUUUUUAUAUUUUUAUUAAGUAUUACAUUUGUGGACCUUUUUACUUUUGAUUUGCAAGAUUGGAUUCAUUCCCUCGGUUGUGUGCGGCCAGCGAGGUAGGGUUUAUUUCUGUCAUGUGCAUAUGUGUUUACAUUCUGUAUUUCUGUCACGUACAAACUAUGUCUUAAAUAUUACGCUGUGUAUUUAACAACCCCAGCGUAUUCGGUUGCUAAGCGCCGUCAACUACUUUGGCGAACAAUUUCUCUGCUGACCAACGCUACGUAUGAUAACAAAUACAUUGGAAAAAGACAGUGUGAAGUUAUUUUUCUAUUUGGCAAGUAGCCAUUACUAAUAAUACCAAUACUCUUUGGCUGGGAUGAUGAGGCAUCAGACAAUCAAGUCAUUUUAGCCUGAAUACAUACAUAGCACCAGAGCAGGUUGCUAGUACCAUGGAGAGUAUCAGAACGAUAAGCUGUUGAACUAAAUGGAUGUGGUAGGCUACACCACGGGAUGCAUCUGCAGACCACUGCCACAUAAAUAAAGCUAAGACGCGAUAUGUAUUGCUUAAGAUUUGCUGGUGCUGUGGCGAGGUCUUUUGUGUUUUUUGCACUCAAGUGAUCGGCUGUUUUAACUUGCAAUUGAUAUUCGGUGGAGUCAGUCUUGUUGACACAAAGUGACUUUUGGUCAUUGUUGCUUUGCUUGAAUUCUGGAAUAAUUGUUGGGAGUGCAUGAGUUUUGGUCAGAAUGCCUGAUGUAGGCUAGAUUUGGUGGAAUGCGUGUUGUGUAUUGAGAACAGCCAGCUCACGAUGUGAUGCAGCGUUCAGCUUUGCAACAACUAUUUUUUUCUUCUUCAAUCUUGACGACUUUUGUAGUGCUGUGUGCAGCCACACGUUUGGCCCUUCUGAACUUAAACACACGGUUAAUUUCCUUUCCUAGCUCCUCUUGUUUAUGUUGUUAGCUUAGCCAUAUCAUGUCACGUUGUCAACAUUGGAUAGAUGGAGCAGAUCAUAGUGGGUCAUACAGUCCUCUCCAAUAGUAUUGGAACAGUGAGGCCAAUUCCUUUAUAUUUGCUGUAGACUGCAAACAUUUGGGUUUGACACCAAAAGAUGAAUAUGAGGCAAGAGAUACACAUUUCAGCUUUUAUUUCCAGGUAUUUACAUCUGGAUCCGAUAAAUAACUUUGAAGAUAGCAUUAUUUGUAAAGGAACACCACAUUUUUAGGGGAGCAAAAGUAUUGGAA